This is a messenger RNA of Trypanosoma grayi, 972 nucleotides long. RefSeq lists its product as hypothetical. Gene Ontology annotation, biological process: translation. Gene Ontology annotation, molecular function: structural constituent of ribosome. The record is from RefSeq and is a predicted model, not a curated record. Gene Ontology annotation, cellular component: ribosome. The coding region runs from base 1 to 972 and encodes 323 amino acids. The transcript has a single exon. NCBI's taxonomy places the organism in Eukaryota, Euglenozoa, Kinetoplastea, Trypanosomatida, Trypanosomatidae.
AUGUUUCUUGACAAGUACCGUCGUGUGCCGGCGCUAUUAAAGCCACAGCAAGGUGGACAGCAGUACUUCAACGAGUUUCUCAUUCGUUCCACUAACGACCGUCUCAUGCAACGUGAUGUUGAGGAUAGUGCCGACAAAAUGGGGUCUGCAAUCGCGCCGAAGCUCCCCCAGAUGGACUGGGGGCAUAUGUCAGCCCGUAGCACCGUGGACUCCAUACAAGAAGAGAUGCGGCGUUUGGCGGAAAACGAUGGGGCACAGCACCAACGCGCGUUCAAUGAGCGGGCGUGGUACGAGGACAUGGAGCAAGGGCAUCCACGACAAGAAGCCAGCAGUGGGCCCACUGCUGGUGCUGGUGCUCCUGCAACAACGACGACGACGACGACGACAACUGGUGCUCAAGAUGCUAGCAGUGGCACCGAUGGCGUUCCGCAGCGUGUUCUGGGUAACGAUUACUUUAAGAGCCGAUUUGGCUACUCCCUCGUUAAGGACAGCGAGAUGCCUCAUGGUAUGGUCGAAUAUAGCCAGCUCGACAUGUGGGGGGAGAUGCCGAAGUACACACGCGACAUGGUGUUCUUGUACCUUGUCUCACGCCGGCGUAACACAUACGCGGUAGCGUACACGUAUGAGGGUAAACGUAUUCUUCCCACUUAUACAGCUGGCAAUAGGGGACUCAAGGGCGGUGACCGCGGCUUCCGCAGUGACGGCUCCACCGACAACGGUCAUCAGGUGACGAGCAUGUACCUCAAUGAUCUGCUGCCUAAACUUCGUGAAAUGCGGGCGGGCGAGGGACGACCACUUGGACGGGGCGAAAAGGUUGAGCUUGUGGUGCGGGUUAUGGGUUUCUACAACGGUAGGCAGGGGGCGGUGCGAGCGGUACAGGAUCGCGCGAAUGAAUUCCAUGUGCGCUACUUUGAGGACAUCACACCUAUCCCACUGAACGGACCAAAGAUGCCGCGGGGCGUAUUCAAGUAA